AUGAAUCAAGCAAAGAGAAUACUGAGUCAUCUUCGGCUCGGCAACUCGCUGUACCCAACUCAAUUCUCCAGAAAUCAUUCAUUCCACACUAAGGUGAUUCGCUGCUUCCCCCAUUUCUCUCCCUCUCUUUUCACACAAAGCCACACUUCCAUUACUACGAGUAUUAAUCUCAAUGCGCACAAUAUAAAGCUCUUCUAUUCAUCAAAACCUGAUUCGAGUUUAGAGCUUUUGCUGUCCACUGACUGGUCGAAAGAACUUGAAAAAGAGUUGACAAAAUCAAAUUUUACACUGACCCAUGAAACUGUUAUGUACGUUUUGAAGAAAUUGGAUAAAGACCCAGAAAAAGCUUCAAGAUUUUUCAAAUGGGUUAUUGAGAAAAAUGGGUUUGAACCCAGUUCUUCUAUGUAUAGCUUGAUGCUAAGAAUUUUUGCUAAUAAGGAUUUUUUGAGGGAAUUUUGGGUCACAAUUAAAGAAAUGAAAGAAAAAGGGUAUUUUAUUGAUGAGGAAACAUAUAAGACUAUUUCUGGGAUUUUUCGGAAUUUAAAGAUGGAGAAUGAGGUCACUGCUUUGAAACAUUUUUAUGAAAGAAUGAUCAAAGAGAAUGCUAUGGAUGAUUUGGCAAAAGAGGUUGUUGAAGUAGUUAAAAGUGCAGAAUGGGGAGAAGAAGUGGAGAGGAAAUUAGAGGAUAUGAAAAUUGCUGUUUCGGAUAAUUUUGUUUUGAGGGUUUUGAAAGAGUUUCGAGGAAUAGGAUUCCACUUGCACGCUUUUCGCUUUUUUAAGUGGAUUGGUGAAAGUUUGGGUUUCGAACACAAUGCUGUUACGUAUAAUGGGAUUUUGAGGGUUCUUUGUUGGGAUGAAUCGAUCCGGGAGUUCUGGAGUAUAGUUACAGAGAUGAAAAGUGCUGGUUUUGAGAUUGAUCUCGAUACAUAUAUAAAAGUUUUGAGGCAAUUUCAGAAGAAUAAGAUGUUGAGGGAGGCUGUGGAACUAUACGAGCAUAUGAUGGAUAGCCCAUUUAAGCCCUCAGUAAAAGAGUGUAGUAUGCUUCUGCGUAGUAUUUCAACAUGUCAUCCUCCAGAUCUUGAUUUGGUGUUUAGGGUUGUAAACAAAUAUGAGGCAGCAGGGCAUUCCCUCUCAAAGACUCUAUAUGAUGGGAUUCAUAGGUCGUUGACUAGCCUUGGAAGGUUUGAUGAAGCGGAGAAGAUUGUGGAAGCCAUGAAGAAUGCAGGAUAUGAACCCGAUAAUAUUACCUAUAGUCAAUUGGCAUUCGGAUUGUGCAAAGCAAGGAGGUUUGAAGAAGCAUGUGAGGUGCUCGAUGUGAUGGAAGAACAUGGAUGUAAACCAGAUAUCAAGACUUGGACAAUUCUAAUACAAGGGCAUUGUGUGGGCAAUGAGGUUGAUAAGGCAUUGCUCUGUUUUGCAAAGAUGAUGGAGAAGAACUUUGACGCUGACGCUGAUCUCUUGGAUGUGUUAAUAAAGGGUUUCCUUAGUCAGCAGAGAACAGCAGGUGCGCAUAAAUUACUCGUUGAAUUGGUGAAUAAGGCUCGAUUGAGACCUUGGCAAGCGACUUAUAAGAAUCUAAUUCAGAAGCUACUAGGAGAGAGAAAACUUGAAGAGGCUUUAGACCUUCUUCGUCUGAUGAAGAAACAUAAUUAUCCACCUUUUGCCGAACCUUUUGUUCAUUAUGUUUCGAAAUUUGGGACAGUGGAGAAUGCUUGGGAGUUCUUGAUGGCCUUGAGUGUGAAAGAGUAUCCUUCUGUUUCAGCUUAUAAGCAUGUUUUUGAAUCAUUCUUUGAUGAAGGCAGACAUUCUGAGGCUAAGGAUUUGCUCUAUAAGUGCCCACAUCAUGUUCGUAAACAUCCAGCAGUUUGCAGCCUUUUCGGCUCUGCAACAUAG
Molecule: messenger RNA, 1893 nt
Organism: Fraxinus pennsylvanica
Lineage: Eukaryota; Viridiplantae; Streptophyta; Magnoliopsida; Lamiales; Oleaceae
Source: the annotation of a GenBank genome assembly